Anoplophora glabripennis (Asian longhorned beetle) is the source of this 761-nucleotide messenger RNA. It is a transcript of the gene Coa8, whose product is annotated as apoptogenic protein 1, mitochondrial. Gene Ontology annotation, biological process: intrinsic apoptotic signaling pathway. The record is from RefSeq and is a predicted model, not a curated record. Gene Ontology annotation, cellular component: mitochondrion. The transcript is spliced from 3 exons. Lineage: Eukaryota; Metazoa; Arthropoda; Insecta; Coleoptera; Cerambycidae. Bases 118 to 666 code for a protein of 182 amino acids.
CAUGUGUGAGAUGAUUAAUUUGAAUGAUGAUUGUUGUUGUUAAGAUUGUUAGGUUAUUUCCGAAAUGCUCCCGAUUUUGAAAAUGUUCUAAAAAAUGAUUACAUUUAAAAAAUAAGAAUGAUUUCUCCCAUGAUUGUUUACAACUUUGCUUUCAGGAAAAACAUAUUUUCAAGGGAUGUAUAUGGUACUUUUUUUAUUCUGAAAAGACAAUGUGCAUCUCGAUAUCCACGAUCAGCAAGUAUAGAGAAACAUGGAGAACAACCUGUUAUUGUUGUACAUGAAUAUGAUAAUGUAGAUAUAAUUGGCCCACCAGAUACAGUUUCAAAUUUACGACCAAUAAUUAGAAGAAAUUUAAGUAAUGAAACUCCACUACAAAAGAAACUUCGUGAAAUGCAAAAUACCACCCAAGAAUGGAAUCAACAUUUUUGGUCAGACCAUAAUACAAAGUUUAUUAAGGAACGACAAAAGUAUAUUGAUUUACGUUUGAAAAAAGGUAGUGAAAACCAGUUAACAGCAGAGGAAAUGAGUGAAUUUUAUAAAAAGUUUUUGGAUGAAAAUUGGCAAACUCAUGUUAAAUAUAAUUUUGAAUGGUAUAAGAAAAAUUUUACAUUAUUGUUGUUUGCUUUGCAAGUCACUAUAGAGAACCUGACACGAAAGGUUUUAUAGCAACAUUAACACUGUUAUAAGUACGUAAUUUUAUAAUUCAUUCAUUAUUAGGUAGGUGUUGUAAUUUUCUUGUUGAAAUAAAAAUUCAAAAUAUA